This is a messenger RNA of Eucalyptus grandis, 2126 nucleotides long. RefSeq names its product IQ domain-containing protein IQM6. Lineage: Eukaryota; Viridiplantae; Streptophyta; Magnoliopsida; Myrtales; Myrtaceae. Bases 226 to 2001 code for a protein of 591 amino acids. Gene Ontology annotation, molecular function: protein binding. The record is from RefSeq and is a predicted model, not a curated record. The transcript has 9 exons.
CUCGGAUUUAUUUCUGUCGGUCAUCUCUGUCUUCUUCUUGUACCACCUUGGACUUGUUCCCCUUUUCAUCGUCUCUCUCCCUCUCUAAACCUAACGUUGGAGCAGUCUCAUCAAUGGUGAUUUAACUUUUUCUCUUGUUAAGUUGCAUUGCCGCCACUCUAUGUAAAAGGCGAGGGUGGCCCCAGCAAUCCAUCGGGUUUCCACGGUUGAGGAACGGGAUCCAACAUGGCGAAAUCAUAUGCUUCAAGAAAGAUCGCAUCUCCCGUCUACAGUGCGAAGGAAAUAGAGACCACGCUUUGCUUUAGCUCGCCUUCAUUGGACAGGGAAAAGAAAGCGUUUCUUGGGUCGACAAGCUUGCGGAUUAGAUACAGAGAAGAGCACUCACAGGAAUCGGAUGGUUUACACGGCAAGCGUUCGCACCUUUCGUUGUCCGAGCCGGCAAGUUCAAGAAGCAAGGCUGCCGCGACAAAGUUGCAGACGGUCUACCGUAGUUUCCGGACCAGAAGACAGCUAGCUGAUUGCGCGGUUCUCGUGGAACAGAGAUGGUGGAAAUUGCUGGAUUUCGCCGAACUAAAGAGGAGCUCCAUAUCUUUCUUCGACAUCGAGAAACCCGAGACUGCCAUUUCACGUUGGUCAAGAGCAAGGACUAGAGCUGCUAAGGUUGGAAAGGGCUCGUCCAAGGAUGAAAAAGCUAGAAAACUCGCUUUGCAGCAUUGGCUCGAGGCGAUUGAUCCCAGGCACAGAUAUGGCCAUAAUCUUCAGUUUUACUAUGUCACGUGGCUCCACUGCAGGAGCAAAGAGCCCUUCUUCUAUUGGCUUGACAUAGGUGAAGGAAAAGAGGUCAACAUCGAUAGAUGCCCUCGAGCAAAGCUUCACCAGCAGUGCAUCAAGUAUCUCGGACCGACUGAGAGGAUGGCCUUUGAGGUCGUAAUAGAGAGCGGGAAGUUCUCCUACAAGCAAAGCGGUGAGAUCCUUGACACGAGAGGAGCGCCCAAAGAUGCUAAGUGGAUCUUUGUGCUUAGCACAUCCAAGGACUUAUACGUCGGGAAGAAGAGCAAGGGCACGUUUCAGCAUUCGAGCUUUUUGGCUGGCGGGGCCACAUUAUCUGCCGGCAGGUUAGAGGUGGAAGAUGGUAUACUAAAGGCGGUUUGGCCCCACAGCGGGCAUUAUCUGCCGACUGAAGAGAACUUCGAGGCUUUGGUGUCAUUCCUCAAGGAGAAGAAUGUGGACCUUACCAAUGUCAAGAAAUGCCCUACCGAGGAAGAAGAGGCAGUCCUUGCGAGAAAUGGCAAAAGCCUCCCAAGCAAUCCCUCUGAGGUCGAUUUGGUACGAUUCCACAAAGAAUUGCGUGAUGUGAAAUCAGCUGACGAGGAACCUAACUUACAGGUGCGCUGUGGCGAUGCCGUCAGCGACUCCGAUCCUCAAACGACCACUUGGUCGCGGCGAGUAGGCUCGAGCAUAACCAAGCUCGAAAUACCGCAAAGGCCUAAUGGGUUCCACACGUUUGGAGAAGAAGCGCUUCCGAGUGGGCUGAGCCGUUGGACCCAGUUCGCCGGCAGUCCUUCGGAGGACGACGGGUACGAAACCCCGGAAGAAUCGUUCCUCAGUGAAGAGGACUUCAUGGUCCCUAAACUGAACAUGUUCGACGAGGAAGAUGCGGAAGUGGAAUGCCCGGUUCCGAGGGAGAAGAUCUUGCAAAGAAUAGAUUCGCACAGAGGGUCGAGAUCAUAUCAGCUGGGUCGCCAGUUGUCCUUCAAAUGGACAACCGGGGCCGGCCCGCGCAUUGGCUGCAUGAGGGAUUACCCCAUGGAGCUCCAAUCCCACGUGUUGGAGCUCGCAAACUUGUCCCCGAGAGCAUCGAGCACGCAUUCCUCGCCAUCCGGCUCGUCCCGGCUCAGCCCGAAGGUGCUAACACCGACGUCUCUAUGUAGAGAGGCCACGAUGAGCAGAAGCCGCUUCGUCCAGGAACGGGUCAUGACGUCCCAGACAGCCACGCCGUAGUGUUAUGUAUACACAUGCCGGAUCAGGAGGCAUUUUUUUGCUUUGCAUUGUUUGAUUGCUUUGAUAGGAAACCCCCCCUUCUCGUCGGGGGGAAAAGCUUGUUUGGAACACUUUGGCAAAUGCCA